AGCUCCAGUUGAGUUUGUUUGGGGGGCAGUAGAGAGUGACAGCUUUGAAAACGGAGAAAGGAAGAGAGAAAAUUUGUUCUGAUCACGCCAUUAUAAUCCACCGUGGAGCAGGAAACUUUUCCCAAACUUCUCGAAAACAGAACCUGUUCUGGACUUUUUACCGAAUCUGCGAUUCCCCACGUCGUCAGAUUUGCUGUACUCGGGGAUUUUUCUCACUGAACUUGUUCACUCGGAAAGUUUCCCUCGAAGAUCGCGAGUGAGGAAGAGCCUGGUGGAUAUCGUGUUCUUUUCUUAACGUUUUUGAUACAAAGACAUUAUGUCGGGGAGUGUCGGGAUGUAUGCUGCGAAGAAACGGAAGAAGCCCGUACAGAAAAUCCCCAAGCCCCCACCUCCAAAUGGGGUCAAGUCAAACCCCUCCAAACGCCACAGGGACCGACUUAACGGGGAGCUGGACAAGCUGACCAGCCUGCUUCCAUUCUCCGAAGAUGUGCAGGCGCGCCUGGACAAGCUGUCUGUGCUGCGGCUCAGCGUCGGCUACCUGAAGGUCAAGAGCUUCUUCAAUGCCACCAUAAAGAAGAACAGCCUGGGCUGGAUGGCGGGAUAUGGCACCAACGGCACCAGCACGUCCACCAUCGAUGGGGUCUCCUUCUCCGAGGGUGAACUCCUCCUCCAGGCUCUGAACGGCUUCGUCCUGGUGGUCACGGCCGAGGGCUACGUCUUCUACUCGUCCCCCACCGUACAGGACUACCUCGGCUUCCAUCAGUCUGACGUGGUCCACCAGAGCGUGUUCGAGCUGAUCCACACAGACGACCGCGCCAUGUUCAGAAGACAGCUCCACUUUGCCCUUGACCCUACUCAGCCUGACGCGGAGCAGGGAGUCGAUGGCAUGCAAAGCCCCAGCGAUAUCAACACCAACAUCGUGACCUUUGACCCCCAGCACAUCCCCCCGGAGAACUCCUCCUUCCUGGAGCGGAGCUUCUGCUGUCGUUUCCGUUGUCUCCUGGACAACUCGUCUGGCUUUCUGGCCCUGAACUUCCAGGGAAGGCUGAAGUACCUCCACGGGCAGAAUAAGAUGAGUGAAGAUGGCACCAUGGCGCAUCCCCAGCUGGCCCUGUUCGUUAUUGCCACACCUCUGCAGGCUCCAUCUAUCACCAUGAUCCGUUCGAAAACACUCAUCUUCCAGACAAAACACAAGCUGGACUUCACACCCUUGGGCAUUGACCCUAGAGGGAAGGUGGUUCUUGGCUACAAUGAAAUAGAGCUCUGCAUGAAAGGCUCUGGAUAUCAGUUCAUUCAUGCUGCCGACAUGAUGUACUGCGCAGACAACCACAUUAGAAUGAUAAAAACUGGAGAGAGCGGUCUCACAGUCUUCAGGCUUCUGACGAAGACUCGGGGCUGGAUCUGGGUUCAAGCCAACGCAAGGCUGGUGUUCAAAGGAGGAAGGCCAGACUUCAUUGUGGCCCGUCAAAGAGCCUUAACGAACGAGGAGGGUGAGGAGAACCUGAGGCAGAGGAAGAUGCAGCUGCCCUUCAACUUUGCUACAGGAGAGGCAGUCCUUUAUGACACAAGUCCAACUCUUGACAUCCAAGGCAGCAGUAAGACUCCCAGGAUAAGCAGGACGUCUGAUCAGAAGGCCCUGGAUCCCAAUUCCAUUCUUGGAUCCAUGCUGAAGCAAGAUCAAUCUGUAUACCACCAGCCCCCUGACUCUGAAGCACAGUUCCCCCUGGACAAAGCUUUCAUGGACAGCCAUGCGCUUUUCAAUGUCCCCAGUGACAACUGGCAUCUAGGGAUCCAGAAGUCCAGUAAUGAGGACGAUAUUAUCAAAGACAUGGUGGAGACACUGGAGCAGAUCCUGGGUGACAAUAACAUGUGCCUCACACUCCAGGAGAUGGAUGUGGAUGCGAUGGAGAUGAAGGAUUGGGAAAACACCUUGCUCAGAAUGAACACCAACAACAGUGACAUGUCUGUUGAGCUCAAGGACAUCCUCACAAAUGACAUCUUUAACUACGUGGAGGAGGAGCUCUUCAAAGGGAAAGGGGAGAGCCCCUGUGUCUCUGGCUCUGAGCAGGUCAGCCCCAUGGAUGAUGUCAACAGCCUACUUGCCCACCAGAACACUUUCCUGGGAGCUUCGGGGAGCCUGACAGCCAUGGAAUUGCCGGCCCCCAUGUUGCAUGAAAACCAGGGCCUCAGCCCCCAGAACCAAGUGGUGACAGAUCCCCAAAAUGGCUUCAUAGGCUUAUCAGGGCAAAGCCUAGUGAAUGGAAUGCAAAAGUUCACUCAUUUGGGGGCCCCAAUUGCUUUGGGGAUCAAUGGCCCCACACCAAUGGAGCCUGCUUUACAGAAGACACCACCAGAGAGCGUGUUUGCCAUACCUGUAGGUUACUCUAAGGUCAGCACUCAGAAGAACUUAGUCCAUAACAUCAUGUCCUUCAGUCCCUGUUCCAUAGAGUCUUGCACUCAAGCUCAGUCGAGGCCUGGCCUGCCCAACUCCCAAGCCUUGACGGACGGGUUGGGACCUUGCUCCCAGAAACAGGCACAGUUACCUGCCCAGGGCUUCUCCACCCCGGUGGCUCCGCAUCUCCAGGGCCACCUGCAGGCAGGUACCCCGAACCAGCAGCCGCACUUCCAGCAACACAACAAUGUCAACCAGCCGAACCACAUCACCCCCAGUCAGUGGGGCCCCACUAUGCCCAGUGCCGGCUUCACAGACCAAAUGGAGGAGGCCUGUCCCCCCAAUGUUUCCAUUCCAGAUAACCUCAUCGAUCCCUCACCGGUAGUCCCUCUUCAAGGACAUUUAUCAUUGCAGACGCAGAGCGCUCAGGUCCCAAGGCUUCAGUCAUGGCCGGCUCCCAUGGGAAAACAUCCUCCUAGCUGUUACAGCCAGAAGCCAGGCUUUAAGAGUAACUGUGUGACUGGUCAUCAGACUCUCAACGGCCAGAACUGUCAGACUGGUUUCGGACAACAUAAAUCAACCAAUGGGGUGUACCCGCCCCUAGGCCGGCAGCCGGUGGAUACCUUUUCACCGCCAACCAAUAGCUGUAUGUUUCAGAGUGGCCCAGCUGCCCCCUCCAACAAGGCUUGCUUCAAUAAUGUGGGGAUGAUGGCCUCCGCCCCCACAUGCCCGCCAAUGAAGACGCCCCAUGACCAUAGUUCCCAGCAUGGCUGCUACUAUUUCCAGAUGAGCACCACUGAUCCCCUGGCAGGCACGUCGUUCCUCCCCCAGGACGAUAUCAACAUGGGCUCGUUGACGUGCUCCCACCUCCCUGGCUUUAGCCCAGAUGGCAUGGUCACCCAGCAGCAGUAUCUCACCUGAAAUGGCCGCACACAGAUCUCUAACUGUCCAGUGGAAGCAAAUGGACCCCCCCCCACCCCAUCCCCCAAUGGAACUCCAUACUCCUUGGUAGUCUCGCCAAUUUCUCAAGGCCUGAACUUUUCCUGAGCAGCAGGGAGACGGACCGAAAGCAGCACUUACUGUGGGAGCUUCCCAAAACCUGCUCCCCCAGAGCCUCCAGAGCCUCCCAUCUUCAGUCUCUGAAGGCCUGGUGUACCUAGAAUAUCACCCCCCCCCCCCCUUCAACACACACAUACAGUUUAUGCAGUGAGAUUCCAGUGAGAUUGUGUUAUGUGGGUGGGGUCAAGAUGACAAUUUAAAAAAGAAAAAUGACAAAGGAGCAGGUAUUGAGCAGGGUCUUGUAGUCGCUCUCUUUUGGUGCAGAAGUGGAAAUGGAUGGAUGGAUGGACAUAUAUUUCUCUCUAUAUAUAUGUAGAAAACCUUUUGGAUAUUUUUCUUUGUUUGUGCCUCCAGCUUUGUUUUUCCUUCCACAAAAGGAGACCCACGAGGCUUGUGGAAACUUGGAGUUAGACUGUGCGUUGGGUGGAAAGCUCACCUCCCCUGGACACUAUAAUGAAGUAAACAAUGGAGGAUGUAAGGAGUCUGCGCCCUGGAAAUCAGUUAGAGCUCUCAUGAUUUACUCAUGCUUACUGGAACAACAUGCAUGGCACUAAGGGAAAUGCAGUGUCGGUUGGCAUGGAGCUGCACGGUGCUCAUUCGCACUAAAUGAAAUCUCCAUGCACACGUGGUUGGAAGGUGCAAGAUCGUAACUGUAAACACAGUUUCAGAUCAUGACCUUACAGUCAAAGAUAUAAAAUGUAUACAUUUCUAAAAACCUGAAAAAACAUUUUUUUUUUAUAUCUUCAAGGCUUCUGUAGGCUUUUUCCCUAGCAGUCAUUUUGCUUUUUUUAAAAAAAUGUUUAUGAAUCAUGUUAUAACAAGAUACGAUAAUCUGAAUAAUACUAUAAAGGAUCAUUUAUCCAGCUUUGUUUUGUUGUUAAAACAUGCCUCUUUUAUAUUUUUACCAGCAUUUAUUUGUAGUUAUUAACUUGCCAAUGAGCCAUUCUUUGUAUUUCCUUCGCUGUCUCCCCCCCCCCCCCACCCCACAACAAUCUUGCGAUAUUUGUUUUCCUGCCGUUUGGCAUUGAACGCUCAAAGCAAGGAGCUAGAUUGCCUCUAUUAGAAAUGCAGUUCCCAUUCUUGAUUCAUGUGCAGUUUUUAAAGCGUGCCGGAUGCCCAAGAGUAGUUGCUGCUGGUGACGAACACAGGACACAGCUCCUUACCACUUACCAUGCAGAUAUGCAGCAUGUGCAUGCUCUCUCCUCUUGGGCUACAGUUAUGGCUAAGCAGUCCCUGACAUCAGUCUGAUGGUUACAGUAGUGUGGCUCAGUUCACAUUUGUUUUAUUCACUAUUGUAUUUUUUCCUAUGGGCCUGUGAGUUGGACAGUGAUGCAAUUUAAUUUGUUAGACGUCGACAUAGCAGGAUUGUGUUGAAUAUUGUAAAAUUGCCAGGGGACAAACUCUCACAUGGCCUCAGUGCAGGGAUCUCAUGCUCUAGAUGGUCGCUGUCUGGUUAUCCUAGCAAUUCGUCAUCGUUUUCACAAGAACGCCACAGAAGGCAUGGUUAGGUAUGUUAUUAAGCGCACAAAGAUUGUUUGUUACCUCCCUCCCUUGCCUUGCACAUGAUGUAAUUAUGUAAAAAAUCUAAUUAAAUGUAUUGUAUGUUUUUCUUCAGGCAUGCAUGUGAAUGUUGGCACUGUGGUUAACUGGUAGGUUUCCUCACCUAAUGGUCGUUUAGCGUGAGAAAUGUUCAUUGUCUGUUCUCCGUCCAGUGCAGCUCCACCGACAACAGCCGCUAGCUGAAUAGAAGGACAUGGUUGCAAAAAAAAGUAAAUGAUGGUAUGUUGUCACGGGAACUGCAUUUUUCAUAAGCGUCCUGCCCUUUGUGCCCUUCGCUUUGUCACAAAGACAAACUUCCAUCCUCAUCUUGUCUUCUCCAUUUAUGAAUUUCAUUCUCACUGUUUUUUUUUUUUUGUGAAGGUGCAUGUAUUGCACUGUUCAGUGAAGAUGAGAGUAACAAGGCAGCUACGUUUGAAUACAAACAUAAUUAGUAACCGGCGAAUGGGUCCUUCUGAAUGGGUCCAGCUGGGUUCUGGCGUUUCCCAAAGUCCUAAACAACAGGGAGAAACUGCAACCAUUUUCACAAAGUUGCAUUUGCAUAAAUAUACCAAAGAACUAAAAUAAAGAUGUUAUGACUAAAGAAAUUAUAAUGGAAUUAUAAUUAAUGCCAGAUUUCCUUAAAAUUUGAAUCAUUGUCAUAAAAUGGGUAAAAGAAAACUACCCAAAAUAACUAGCUCACACUGCAUUUGGUUUAUUAUAAUAUCUAAAUAAACUUUACAUAUCCCAAGUACAAAUUAAGUGCACACAGUUUUGUGGAAAAUAACUAGUGGCACUUUUUUUUUCUUAUGAAUGUCGUCCCCCAUCAGACGCUGAUUAUGUUACACUCUCCAGUAACGCACAUUUCACUAAGCUGCAUGUAUCCUGCAGUUUGGCCUUUUUGAUAUUUGAGAGAUGUUAGGCUUCCAAAGCAUUUGAUACAAUUUUAUCAAUAUCUUUUUGGUUAUUUUGACAUUGUUCAAAAAUCGGGCAGUGUGUGUGAGAGUUUUUAUCAUUUUGCCGAGUCGAAACAGCUGAGUUGUCUUUUGACAAAAUUUGAUGGUUGUCGUUGGCCAGUUCUAAGCAGAACAUCAAAGUCUAGCUGCCUGCUUGACGAGGCCUGUAAUUCACUCCAGACUCAAAGGUGGGUGAAUUAUUAUGGGAUUAUGAGACCUUGGACCUUAACUAUGUAAGUCAUUUGCUGUUUUGUUUCUUUGUUGACUGCUUUCUGCCAUCACCCUCUAAGUCUGUUGAGGAAGACUCCUUUUCUGGGUGGCAUACUGUACAACUACACAAUAGCCAUUGGUUUUUGCAUCAUUUUCUGCAUGUCUUACAACAAUGGAAGCACUAGCUGCUGUAGAUAUUUAUUUUUAGCUGGCCUUUUUAAUGGUUUCUUUGUGAACCCAAGUAUAUUAAUCAAAAUGCAGUAUCAGUGUAUUAUGCAUAUUCUCUUUUUUUAUUACUUGUUUGUCUCUGUUUAUCCUCGUGUCACAUGGUCUUGUAAAGGCCCCCAUUUACCGCAAACAUGUUUUACAUUUUCAGCAAGUCAUUGUAUGAUGUAAGCCUUUUCUUGUUUUUAAAAAUACAAGUCUUGUAGCUUUCAUUUUGCCUUGUAAAAUGCAUGAAUAGUCUACCUUUAUAUGUUUUCCUUUUGCUUUGCAAUGAUAAUAUUCCAUCUUUAUUAUUAAAGAGAUUUUUAAUGCCUUGAA
This is a messenger RNA of Paramormyrops kingsleyae, 6696 nucleotides long. It is a transcript of the gene ahr2, whose product is annotated as aryl hydrocarbon receptor 2. The record is from RefSeq and is a predicted model, not a curated record. Gene Ontology annotation, cellular component: aryl hydrocarbon receptor complex; nucleus. Lineage: Eukaryota; Metazoa; Chordata; Actinopteri; Osteoglossiformes; Mormyridae. Gene Ontology annotation, molecular function: transcription cis-regulatory region binding; protein dimerization activity; nuclear receptor activity. Gene Ontology annotation, biological process: response to xenobiotic stimulus; xenobiotic metabolic process; regulation of transcription by RNA polymerase II.